This is a messenger RNA of Olea europaea var. sylvestris, 1427 nucleotides long. RefSeq names its product serpin-ZX-like. NCBI's taxonomy places the organism in Eukaryota, Viridiplantae, Streptophyta, Magnoliopsida, Lamiales, Oleaceae. The coding region runs from base 89 to 1258 and encodes 389 amino acids. Gene Ontology annotation, molecular function: serine-type endopeptidase inhibitor activity. The transcript is spliced from 2 exons. The record is from RefSeq and is a predicted model, not a curated record.
GUCGAAGCGCUUUAAAUUUAUAUUAAUCAAACUACUGCAAACCCUUCCGAUUAGUUUCACAAAAAACUCAAGGACACAAACUCGUACAAUGGACAUCCGUGAAUCCGUCGGUAACCACACCUACGUUUCUUUGUUGCUCGCAAAGCACCUGUUCUCGAACAAGUCCAAGGACGCCAACAUAGUCUUCUCGCCCUCCUCCAUUCACCCAGUGCUGGGCUUGAUCACUGCCGGGUCGAAAGGGCCCACGCUAGACCAGUUACUAACUUUUCUCAAGUCCAAGACCACAGAAGAGAUCAAUUCCCUCUCCUCCCAGCUUGUCACUCUCGUGUUCGGUGAUGGUGGGUCGCUUGGUGGGCCCCGCUUAUCCUUCGUCAACGGCGUUUGGGUUGAUCAGAGUCUCAGCUUGAAGCCGGCUUUUAAAGAAAUUGUUUCUACUGCUUAUAAGGCUGCUGCUAGUCAUGUAGAUUUUCAGACGAAGGCUGUUGAGGUAACCAAAGAGGUGAAUCUGUGGGCUGAAAAGGAAACGAGUGGCCUUAUCAAGGAGAUUCUUCCAUCCGACUCAGUUGAUUCUUCAACGAGACUCAUCUUUGCAAAUGCAGUGUAUUUCAAAGGAGACUGGGACCAGAAGUUUGAUGCUUCAAGCACGAAAGACUCGGACUUUUUCCUCCUAAACGGGAGCUCAGUGCAGGUACCUUUCAUGACCAGCGAAGAGAGACAAUAUAUUCGUGCUUUUAGCAGUUUCAAAGUUUUAGGUCUUCCUUACAAACAAGGUGAAGACAAGCGUAAGUUCUCUAUAUAUUUGUUUCUUCCGGAUGCCAAAGACGGACUUCCAGCUCUAGUAGAAAAAAUUGGCUCCGAAUCCGGAUUCUUAGAGAAUCACCUGCCUAAUCGACAAGUUAAAGUUGGUGCAUUCAGCAUUCCAAAAUUCAAGAUAUCUUUUGGGUUUGAAGCUUCUGAAGUCCUCAAGGGACUGGGAUUGGUAUUGCCUUUUUCUGGUGAUGGACUCACUGAAAUGGUUGAUUCUCCCACUGGUCAGAACCUUUAUGUUUCGAGCAUUUUCCACAAAUCUUUUAUCGAGGUAAAUGAGGAAGGUACAGAAGCUGCAGCUGCUACUGCUGGUGUUGUGAUGCUAUGUAGUUUUGUAAUAGAAGAUGAGUUGGAUUUUGUGGCUGACCAUCCAUUUCUGUUUGUUGUAAGAGAAGAUACGACCGGGGUUCUUCUAUUUAUUGGACAGAUUGAUAAUCCCCUCUUGGGUUAAUACUCUCACAGACAUACAUAAGCAUGUGUUGGUAGAUGAAGGCUUAGAUAUGUACGUUUAGCAUGCGUCUGUAGAUGAAGGCUUACAUAUGUAUGUUUGCUUGUAUUAUAAUAAUGAAACCAAGGAUCAACGAUGUUAAACCCUUUAACUUCCAUGUUAGUUCAGGUUG